GAUACUGGAGUUUUUACCACAUUAUGAUGAAACCAGACAGUGAAAAAAAUUUAUAGAUGUAAACCUUUUGCAAUCAUGUCAUGUCAUUCAUUAUCCAAGCCGCUUAUCCUCAGAUGGGUUGCGGGAAAGCUGGAGCCUAUCCCUGCUAUCUUCGAGCAAAAGGCAGACUACACCCUGAACUGGUCACCAGUCAGUCGCAGGGCAGAUAUUGACAUCAUCACUGAGCGGGAAUCAAUCCCACGCCGCCCACAGCAAAGGCAGGCGUGUGAACCACUACACCACUACACGUAUAUUAGCGGUCCCUAACACAACUCCCCAAACGCAUUUUGAUUUGAAGCAGCUAUUUUGGCCAAGUUGUAUACAUCGUAUACUGAUACCCAUGCAGCAACCAGGGAAUUUAUGGAAAUGAGACACAAAUAUAAUCAAGUGUACUAGACGGGUUGUCGCCACAACAUUGCAAAGUUUUUUCGUUUUGUUUAUGGGCGUAAUGAGCCGUCAAAGUUUGCUAAUCAUUUUUAGAUUGGCCCUGUCACGGGUCUUAUGAGGUUUUUAAUCAUCAGAUUUCAUUAUCAUUGUGAUCAUUCAAGUGACUCGCCUCUAUCGCAGGUGAACCCGUUGAAUUAUCUGAAACCCCCCAAAAAAAAAAAAAAAUUCUGCUCCAUUUAUCCAAGUCUCCCAUGUAAUAUUUCCACAUUUCAUAUUAUGGCGACAGCACGAGGAACGACCGUUUUUGCCACCAGCUCUUUGUUGUCCCCGACUUUGCUUGUGCAGCUUUUGUUGCUGCGUCUUUUUCUCAUCCCCGGUGGGAUCCCACCCUCCGCCGGGGUCCCCGCUGACUUUGUCUUGCCGGAUUACGACUUAUCCAAACAGAAACUCGGACCACCAAGUGUUAGGCACCGACUUUUUGGUGGCGUCUCUCGCUGACCUCAUGUGUUUGGCCUGCCAUUGUUGCUUUCCGGUCCCCUUACUCACGGCUGGCUUGGCGCUUUCCUGUAUCCUCGCCGGACAGCGGAUGGAUGUCGCUGAAGGAAGGUCACAUUUUCAGCGCACUUGCCAGCUGUGUAAAUCACCGACAAUGUCAUCAAAUGUUUCUGUCGCCGUCGGCGGUGGGAAGCAUUUGAUCAUUUUCUUCCAAUUUUCAGGUCCCUCGAUAAAAAAACACAUCCAGAUAUUUUUCCCGAGUGCAGAAUGUGAGAACUUUUGUCGUUGUCAUCGUUGCAGAUUAUGACCCCAAGCAUGAGCGACCUCAACCUGAAACGUGGGCUCGCCCGUGAUUGGAGAUAAUAUGCGUGACUUUGUUUUACAUGCACAGCCACAAUAUGUGGAUCGACAUCUAUUUUCGAAUCAACCCGGGGAAUUGAAUUAGGCUACGAGGCCAGUGGAGUUCUCCCCCAAACCCACCCUGGAUAAAUGCACCACAUAAGAGUCCAUUUGAUCCAGAGGAGUGCCGUCUCGCUCUUUUUCAUGACAAAUCCACGAUUAGAUUGGAUGCAAUAUAAUGAGAAGAUGGGAAAUUUCGUGUUGGUCAGUGGAAAAGGUGUCGGGGUCUUACUCUUUUAGUUUUCUCAACUUUCCAGAGGCGACUACUGAAAGGAGUAAAUAUGUGCCACCAGGAUUUGAAUUUGAAAUCUAAAGUGAUCACAUUUUCAAUCGUCGUAUUUCAGUGUAAUUUUUCAAUGUUAACAAUACAACCGGCUACAAUUCGCUGUCUAAAAUUCACCGUCUGUGGGACCAGGCAGGGUUCCUUCAGGUCAGAACCGAAGACCCAGCCAAUCAGAGUUACGCUUUCUUAGUCACGUGACGUGAAAAGUAGUGGAGGCUAGACUAGUAUCUGCAAGCAACAGUAUGGUUUCAUGCCUAGAAAGAGUACCACAGAUACGUUAUUUGCCCUGAGGAUGGUUGUGGAAAAGUACAGAGAAGGUCAGAAGGAGCUUCAUUGUGUCUUUGUGGACUUCGAGAAAGCCUAUGACAGAGUACCAAGAGAGGAACUGUGGUACUGCACGCGCAAGUCUGGUGUGGUGGGGAAAUAUGUUAGAAUAGUACAAGGAAUGUAAGAGGGCAGCAGAACACCUGUGAGAUGUCCCAGAGGUCUGUCAGAAGAAUUUAAAGUGGAGGUGGGACUGCAUCAGGGAUCCGCUCUGAGCCCCUUCCUGUUUGCAGUGGUAAUGGAUAGGCUGACAGAUGAGGUUAGACUGGAAUCCCCUUGGACUAUGAUGUUCGCAGAUGAUGUUAUGAUCUGCAUUGAAAGCAGGGAACGGGCGGAGGAACAAUUGGAAAGAUGGAGGUACGCACUGGAAAGGAGAGGAAUGAAGAUUAGCCGAGGUAAAACAGAACAUAUGUGUGUGAAGCUCCGGGGAGAAGAGAUAGCGAGGGUGGACGACUUCAAAUCUUUGGGGUCAACAAUCCAGAGCAAUGGUGAGUGUGGUAAGGGAGUGAAGAAACGGGUCCAAGCGGGGUGGAACAGUUGGCGGAAGGUGUCUGGUGUUCUAUGUGACAGAAGAGUCUCCGCUAGGAUGAAGGGCAAAGUUUAUAAAACAGUGGUGAGGACGGCCAUGAUGUACGGAUUAGAGACGGUCGGUUGAAGAUGUUGAGGUUCUCACUUGGUGUGAGCAGGUUGGAUAGGAUUAUAUACGUGGCUCGGUGGCUCAGUUGGAAACGCGUUGGCCUCACAGUUCUGAGGUCCCGGGUUCAAUCCCGGACCCGUCUGUGUGAAGCUUGCUUGUUCUCCCCCGUGCCUGCGUGGAUUUCCUCCAGGCACUCCGGUUUCAUCCCACAUCCCCAAAAUAUGCACCGUUAACUGGACACUCUAAAUUGCCCCUAGGUGUGAUUAGGAGUGUGUCUGUCUGUCUCCAUGUGCCCUGGGAUUGGCUGGCCUCCUGCACGUUGACAGCUGGGAUAGGCUCCAGCACUCCCUGUGACCCUCGUGAGGAUAAGCGGUGAAGAAAAUGGAUGGAUAUUAUUAUUACUUUUUUUUGCCGGGUGCCCUCCAAUUAGCUGGCAACCAGUUCAGGGUGUAUCCCGUCUCCUGCUCAAAGAUAGCUGGGAUAGACUCCAACGCUUCCACGGCCCUUGUGAGGAUAAGCAACUCAGAAAAUGGAAGGAUGGAUGGAUGCCAGAGCUCGGUGUUGACAACAUCAGCUGUCAAUAGCAGCUAAUACUGUGUAUUGAUCCACUCUGGUUAGCCAAAUGCUUUUGUGGCCGGUGGUUGAGGACGUCCCACUGACGCAUUUGUGACAUUUUUAUGUGCUUCCAAAUCGGCUUUUAAGCCAGAUUUUGGCUUUGAAGACUGAAUUUGGCUUUCAAGUGAAGUUAAUCAUUCAAAUUAGGGGUUCAAGUUAAGAGUUUCAAGCCUGGGUCAGCAUUUCAAAUGAUGUUUGGUCGUUUUAAGACAGGCGGUUCAGAGUAUAGGUUUCAUGUCAGGGUCAGAUAUCCAAAUUAGGGUCUCAAACCAGUAUAAUCAUUCAAAUAAGUUUGGCAAAUGAUGGUUUCAAGCCCGAGUUAGGGAUUCAAAUCAUGGGUCUUUUCUGCAGGGGGUGGGGGUGGGGGGGUGGAGUCUACGACUGACUGUGUGCGUAUGUACAAAAAGAUAACACACAGAGCACACUACGCAGCGAGUGUGCAGUUCUGCAGCGUUCCAGCGUUGGAAGCAGCCGAGUGAGCUACCGAUGAGGUAAGAAUGCUGAAACAGGCAAGGCUCCAUUCCGCUCGCUCCAGUCUCGUCGCGUAGUAGAGUUUUUAAAUGUCAAUUGUUGUUUUCCCUCCAGGGGUACAAAUCACCAAGACAUCAUUCCAAGAUGUGACAAGUAGGAUUUCACAGACCUUCAGGAUGCUCUUUCGGUGGAAUCUUUACCUUGUCUUCCCCAUCUGUUGGUUUCUGUCAUUUCACGUCUCGUUCCUAACCGGAGGACAUCCCAGGGGACCCUCGAGCAGAGCUUUUGAUUCCGAUCAAGCGGAAAGCAUACUAGGAGGUUCCGCGAUUCCGUCUGUGAGUUUGGAAGACGGCUGGCGGGGGGUUCUCGGGGAGUACAGCGAAGGCGAGGAGGUUUCGGAGAGAACGCCGCCGUAUCGAAGGGACGAGGAACCGGCGAGACCGACACCUGCCCCAUCAAAAGCUUCUUCGACAAAUGGAUCUACGCUUCUCACUCCACCAACUGGGGAGCCUCCUCCAGAUCUUACAACCUACACGGAGAACAGCACCCCAACUGGAGCCACUACCAAACCGGGAUGGACCUUUACGUUCUCUGAAGACGGUUCACAAGGUGCCAAUGAAGACCAGCGAGUCCAAAAGUCUCGUUUUCCUCUCCAGACAUCAGUCACACCCUGCGGAACGACAAUCCCGACCUGGACUCCCACGUACCAGGAGGACGACUUUCCACCCAGUUCCUCCCUGAGUCCCUCUCUGGAUCAUAGCCCUUCCCUUUUUAUUCCUCUGUACUCAGACUGGAACACUGCUCUCGCCACGUGGGGAUUUGCCUGGGAGGCCCACAUCUACGGUCUCGGCUCCGUCUUUACGGUGUUCGGCCUGAUCUCGGUGGUCUGCCUGUUGGGCCUGCCCUUCCGCUGUCCAUCUGGAAGCCCCUAUUUCACCCUGCUGCAUCUGUUCCUGAUCGGUUUCACAGGAAUCCAGGCUUUCUGCUUGCUGUACGAUGCUUACAGGCAUCAAGAUCGUCUCCCCCCUCUGAGCUCCCUGCUGCUCUCCCAGCUUCCCUUCCCUUGUUUGAUAUCUGCCUUCUCGCUGGCCUUCUUCCUUCUUUCCCUGCGCUCACGAAAGCGUCUUUCCCUUUCGCUCGCCAUCUCGCCCUCACUGUCUGCUCUCCCCAAACCUUGCCUCCUGCUGUCUUUGUCCCUGGUGCACUUUGGCGUUUCUGUGGGCUGCGUUGGCAUUCUGCAGGUCUUUCACGGCCUCCCGAGUAUGAUUCUCCUACUCCCUCAAGGCCUGUUUGUAUGCUUUACAGUCAUUCUCUCCUGCUCCUACCUCAUCUUUUACUGCCUGAUACAAAUAGACACCAAACACAUCUACAGGCUGAACGACGAUGGGGAGUGCGGAGGAUCUCCCGAGAUGAUGCAACCCCCAAGUUGCCCUUUUGCAAAAGUGGAAGAUUGGGGUCGUGCAGCGGGUGCCGGAAUUGGCGCCUCCUUGUGUUUGUUAGGAUGCGGAGGAUUACAGCUCUACGGAAUCUUACAUGCUCUCGGAUUGGGUGGGAUUGAACGCGACGGCUUCCUGCCCUGGCCCUGGUGGGGUUAUCAGAUUGGAUGCCGACUGUGCGAGGCGGGAGUUUGCCUCGGUUUGUCUCUCAUCGGCACGCAUCCUCUGUUCUGUCACAACAAGUCUUACGAGGCUCAUCCUAGGCCAGGGUCUUGGUCUCGGCUGUCCUGGAGCUCACCCUCGCGUGGGAACAUUCUGCCCUCUCCAGGACGGCGAAAUUCUACUGUAAUUUCCUGGUCUCGAGACAAACCAGAAAAGAUGGUAGCGUGUGGUGUCACCACAAAGGGAUCGUCAGAGGUUCUUCCUCUUGGUUUGAUGGUGGAUCCUCCCGGAAAGGAGGUUGCCUGUAUCCCUUUGCCAAACCUAUCCCACACUGCUUUACUAACUGCACCCACAAGUCCAGCGCGCAAACCUAAAAACUUAGACUCCCAGCUAUCCUGCUUGAGUCUAGGGGCUGACUCUACUGCGGACCUACGGCCUCCAUCCCCGAUAGACCUGUCCCGCAGUAUCGACCAGGCUCUCUAUAGCGAAUCGCUAUUCGCUCACAGUAUAUUCGGCUUGCCGAGACUCUUUCCCAGUUCUUCCAGCCGUUCGCUAGACUCUCCUAAACAAGGCAGAUCAAAACAAGGGCCCGCCUCGGUGGAAAGUUCCCUUUAUCGAACCUCUUCCUGUGGAGACCUGGAUCAAGAGAACGAUUCCAAACCCUCACAGCCUCGCAGUGUACUGAAAUCACAGAACAAAGUGCCAGUGUCAUCACAGCGGUCUGACUGGAAAGGAAGCGUCUCUGGUUCAACUCUGGGCCUCUGUAGCAAACCCAAGGAGACCAGAAAGCUGCGCUCCAAUUCCUGGGCAAACAGAGGGCAAAGCGUGGCACAGAACAGCCUGCCGCGCGCCAUCCCUCAUUUGUCUUACCACAGACGUUACCGAACCUUGAGCGUCGCCUCCAAGGAGGGCCAGGGGUUCGGACGACUGGGGGGGUCCAAGCGUCUGAGCGAGAGCAAGCAGCUGGAGUGGGACCUGGCCGUGCAGGCGGAGUUUGUCGACGUCUGCAGGCAAGUUGACGCUUUGAGCGUUUGCAGCGACACCAUCGAACUGUAGACAGCGACCGCGCUGUACGAAAUUUGAGCGCACUCGGAAUGCAACGAGAUUUAAAGAUUUAUAUAUUACAUGGAAACGUCUACAUUUGUAAAAAAGAAAUACACUUGUUUAAAAAAAACUUUUUGUG
Syngnathoides biaculeatus (alligator pipefish) is the source of this 6431-nucleotide messenger RNA. Its product is annotated as proline-rich transmembrane protein 4-like. The transcript has 2 exons. The coding region runs from base 3740 to 6304 and encodes 854 amino acids. The record is from RefSeq and is a predicted model, not a curated record. Lineage: Eukaryota; Metazoa; Chordata; Actinopteri; Syngnathiformes; Syngnathidae.